Schistocerca gregaria is the source of this 1782-nucleotide messenger RNA. RefSeq names its product facilitated trehalose transporter Tret1-2 homolog. The record is from RefSeq and is a predicted model, not a curated record. Gene Ontology annotation, cellular component: membrane. Lineage: Eukaryota; Metazoa; Arthropoda; Insecta; Orthoptera; Acrididae. The transcript has 6 exons. Gene Ontology annotation, biological process: transmembrane transport; carbohydrate transport. The coding region runs from base 16 to 1443 and encodes 475 amino acids. Gene Ontology annotation, molecular function: sugar transmembrane transporter activity.
CAGACACAGUCGACGAUGGCGGUGGAGACGGCAUCCGCAGCCCAGGAGCUGAUGCUCGACGAGAAUGUGGAGCCUCCAGCGGGCUCAGCGCCGGCGAAAACGUGGCCCCAGUACCUCGCCGCGCUCACCGUGACGCUGAGUUCGCUGUCGGUGGGCACCGUUCUCUCGUGGACGUCUCCCGCCCUGAUGGAGCUCCAGGACGUCAACGCCACAUCGGCGCCCUUCCACGUCACGCAGGAUGAGGGUUCUUGGAUCGGGUCGCUGCUGGCCGUGGGAUCGAUGGUGGGUUCGCUGCCCGCGGGCCGCGUGUCGCAGGUGGUGGGCCGCCGGCCCGCUCUGCUGGGGUUGGCGCUGCCGCUGGCCGCCUCCUGGGUGGUCAUCCUGGCGGCGGGCGGCGCCGCGGCCCUCUACUGCGCGCGCCUGCUGGCCGGGCUCGCCGUCGGCGGCAUCAGCGCCGUCGCCCCCGUCUACGUCGCAGAGAUCGCGCACAGCUCGGUGCGGGGCACGCUCGGCUCUUUCUUCCAGCUCAUGAUCACCAUAGGUGUGCUGUACACGUACUGCGUGGGGGCGGCAGCGCCGUACCACGGGCUCGCGGGGGCGUGCCUGGCGCCUGUGGUGGUGUUCUGCGUGGCCUUCUUCUUCAUGCCGGAGACGCCGUCGCACCUGUUGUCCAAGGGCCGGCGCCGCGACGCGGUGCGCGCGCUGCUGCGUCUGCGGGGCGCUCAGUACGACUACCGCGACGAGAUAGCGCUGCUGCAGGCCGAGGUGGACGAGUCGUCGCGGCGCAAGGCGUCGGUGCGUGACGUGCUGCGCAACCCGGCCGCCAGGAGGGGACUUCUGCUGUCGCUCGGCCUCAUGGCCAUCCAGCAGCUCAGCGGCAUCAACGCCGUCGUCUUCUACACCUCCACCAUCUUCAAGGAGGCCGGCAGCUCGCUGUCGCCAUCGGCGGCGGCGAUCGUGGUGGGCGUGGUGAUGGCGGCGGCGACGUUGGCGUCGUCGCUGCUGAUGGACCGGCUGGGUCGGCGCGCGCUGCUGCUUCUGUCCACGACCGUGAUGGCGGCGGCGCUCGCGGUGCUCGGCCUGCACAUCCACCUCGCCCUGCAGGGCAUCGGCUGGCUGCCGCUCGUCUGCGUCUGCGUCUACAUCGUCGUCUUCUCGCUGGGCAUGGGGCCCGUGCCCUGGCUCAUGAUGGGCGAGCUCUUCAAUCCGGAGGCCAAGAGCAUCGCGUCCGCCGCCUCCGUCUUCACCAACUACCUGCUCGUCUUCGUCAUCACCAAGACCUUCGAACCCAUGUCGAGCGCCCUCGGCACAGCCGUCGUCUACUGGAUCUACGCCGCGCUUUGCGCUGCUGGCGCCGUCUUCGUCUUCUUUCUGGUGCCCGAGACUAAGGGAAAGACCAUGCAGGAAAUCCAGGAGAUGCUAGCCACAGGGAAGACCUCGUGACCCCCAUCUCUUACCUAAGAUUCACGUAGAAGAGCGAACAAGAAAAAGAGUAUCUCGCUGAACGAAUCGUCGUCGUUUACAGGAUGAGCACGAAAUGCUUACUCUCUGUUCUGCGUACCAAGCCAAUACAAAUACACUUGCCAUUAUUUCGUACUUCAUUUCUCCCAUCAGUCGCAUGUCACUUGCAAGUAGGCUGUUUAGGUUUUUUUUAUUGGUAACGCCACGUAGCGCUCUGUAUGAAAGUCACUGGUUGUGCUGUGUGCAGUCUGUGGCUGAUUUGCAUUGUUGUUUGCUAUUGUAGUGUUGGGCAGCUGGAUGUGAACAGCGCGUGGCGUUGCG